Molecule: messenger RNA, 870 nt
Organism: Closterium sp. Naga37s-1
Lineage: Eukaryota; Viridiplantae; Streptophyta; Zygnematophyceae; Desmidiales; Closteriaceae
Source: the annotation of a GenBank genome assembly
AUGUCCUACGACGCCAUAUUCCCGUCGCGCGUCGCGGCGCAUCACCAAUCCUCCGCGCGCGUGUCGCUCCAGCCGCACCACUCCCCUGGCGGAAGGAACCGCGCGCAGGCGCAAGCAUGCCGCGGGGACGGGCACGCGGAGAUCGCGUCGUGCGGGGAGAAUAGCUCCGACGGCGCGUGGAACAGUAGGCGACGCGUGGUCGUAGCUUCUAGAAACCCGGUAAAGAUUAACGCCGCGGGGGAGGCGCUCCGGCGGCUGUUCCCCCACGAGUCGUUCGAGUUAGAGGGCUUUCCGGCCGACUCGGGCGUGUCGGACCAGCCGAUGGGCGACGCGGAGACUCUCACGGGCGCGCGGAACCGCCUGCUUCACGUGGCGCGCAGCAGCGCGGCGGAAGGCGCGGAUUUCGUGGUUGCGAUCGAGGGGGGAGUGGAGUGGUGUCGGUUCUCCGAUCCCCCCCAGCUCAUGUGCUUCGCAUGGGCUGUCGUACUCUCCACGUCCGCGCGCGCGGACGACGAGGCGGAGGCGGACGGCGCGGUGGUCGGCGGAAGCGGGGAGGGCGGAGGCGCGGCUCCCGGAGCGGGGAACGGGAGACAGCAGCAGGGGAGGGGAGUGGGGGAAGCGACAGGGGGCGGGGGCGGGGGCGGGGAAGGGUUGGCGGGGAGGAGAGGAGGCGCGGCGCUUGGGGGAGUAAACGGGGGGAGAGGUGCGGGGGGAAGCUUAGCGGGAGGCGGAGGGAACGCGAUUUCGGGGGAGGCGAGAGCGCGGACGGCCGCGUUCAUGCUUCCUCCACCACUGGCGGAACUGGUGCAAGGGGAGAAGUGGGAACGUGCAGGAGGGGAAGGGAAAAGAGUGGCUGGGGAGGCGGGGUAA